Messenger RNA from Echinostoma caproni, 513 nucleotides. NCBI's taxonomy places the organism in Eukaryota, Metazoa, Platyhelminthes, Trematoda, Plagiorchiida, Echinostomatidae. The record is from the annotation of a GenBank genome assembly.
AUGGCUAACGGGAACAUAGCUAGUACAGACAAGGACCGGGCUGAGGCGCUGAUGGACUACUUUAAAAGUGUCUAUCGUUCAUCCCCGGAUGAUGGAGUUAGGAACCACAUGGUGGAUACCAUUGGAAAUGAAAUGCGGGUGUUAAUCGUGAGUAAGGAGGAGGUACGAACCGAGCUCACAAGCCUGUGCAAGCAUAAGGCGGCGGGUCCGGAUGAGAUCCAUCCAGCUAUUGUCCAGCCACUGGCUGAGGUCAUACUAGGACCUGUCACUGACUUAUUUAAGGUCUCACUGACAGCCGGGGUAGUGCCAGAGGACUGGCGGAAGGCAACCGUGGUAGCAAUUAACAAGACGGGGUCUAGACAGAAGGCGGAAAACUACAGGCCGGUGAGUUUAACGUCAGUGCUGCGCAAGUGCCUUGAACGGAUAGUCAGAAAUCAAAUAUGUGCGCACCUGGUAACCCAUGGACUUCUCUCCCUGCAUAGCACGGGUUUACCAGGAAUAAGUCGUGUCUAA